Didymodactylos carnosus is the source of this 1260-nucleotide messenger RNA. The record is from the annotation of a GenBank genome assembly. Lineage: Eukaryota; Metazoa; Rotifera; Eurotatoria; Philodinida; Philodinidae.
AUGCAAGGAUACAUUUUAAGUGCAAUUUUCUUUGGUGUUUGUAUUAGUCAUCUGCCAGCUGGUUGGUUAGCUAACUAUAUUGGUGGAAAAAUACUAUUUGGAGCUGGCAUCGGAUUAUCGGGUGUGUUCAGUCUUUUUACUCCGAUAGGUGCCACACUGGGGCCUGGUAUACUUAUAGCUAUUAGAUUCUUGGAAGGUCUUGGUCAGGGUGUUAACUAUGGGUGCAUUACUGCACUUUGGGUAAAAUGGGCCGUACCAAAUGAGAAAAGUCGCAUGAAUGCAAUUGUGUUGUCUGGCAGUUAUAUAGGAACAUUUAUAACAAUGGCUUUAGGAGGUGUGUGUAUUAUAUUGUGGGCUGCAGCAUGGUUCUAUUUUGUAACUGAAUCACCAUUGCAGCAUCAGACAAUUACAACAAGUGAACUUAUGUAUAUUGAAUCACAUUUAACGACACCACAACCUAAACAUAUAACUAUUCCCUGGAAACAUAUAUUCUUAUCAAGACCAUUUUGGGCUGCAGUCUUCGUGCAUUUUGCUCAGGACUGGAGUUUUUACAUUAUGUUUACUGGAUUGCCAACAUUCUUGAGAUAUGUGCUUAAAUAUAACUUGAAACAAACUGGAGUUUUAUCAUCUUUACCAUAUCUGUUCAUGGCUCUGACUUUCACCGGUUUUGGCUAUCUAUCUGAUUUACUGACAUCCCGAUUUUCUACAACAGUUAUUCGCAAAAUAUCCAUUGCAACGGGCUUAUGUUUACAGGCAAUAGCAUUGAUAAUUAUCAUUCUCAUUAACAAUCGCGAUGCAAUAGUAGUUAUGAUAAUUUUCAGCGUCUCCUGUGGAGGUCUAGCAUGGAGCGGUUUCGGAAUUAAUUAUUUAGAUAUUGGCGCUCAUUAUGCACCAGUACUGAUUGGCUUAGCAACUACGAUUACAACAAUCGCCGAUUUUUGUGCACCGAUUGUGACAGGGUAUCUUGAUAAAGAUCAUACAAAAAAAGAAUGGAAUAUUAUAUUUUCGAUCCCGUGCGUUUUAUUAGUUGUGUCGUCAAUUUUAUAUUUGAUAUUUGGUUCAGUACAACCAUGGGCUAUUAGCACAGGUGAUGAUCAAUCUAUUCUUGAUUCAACAUCACCACUUGAUACAACUAGAUUAAGCACAACUUCACGCGAAAAACUAGACGAAUUAAACGAUAAAUUAAGAGAGCAACUAAACGACUCAGAAGUACCAACCGAAUCGCUUCAAUCAGUAGAGAAACACAGAGAUUUAGAUUAG